Molecule: messenger RNA, 8696 nt
Organism: Haliotis rufescens (red abalone)
Lineage: Eukaryota; Metazoa; Mollusca; Gastropoda; Lepetellida; Haliotidae
Product: NFX1-type zinc finger-containing protein 1-like
Exons: 5
Coding region: 148-6840 (2230 amino acids)
Biological process (GO): regulatory ncRNA-mediated heterochromatin formation
Cellular component (GO): nuclear RNA-directed RNA polymerase complex
Molecular function (GO): helicase activity
Source: RefSeq, a predicted model, not a curated record
GCCCCACGUAAGGGUGACAGACAGAAAUGGCGACUGCAGAUCACGCAAGGUAAGCCAGAGUUUUGUGUCGCUGACUGUUCAUCCUGGGUUGUAUGUCCAAGUGAUUCACAGGUUAUCAAGGCCGGGUGCAUACUGAUACGCUAAGUGAUGGACGAGGAGAGAGCAGAGGAGCAGCCACUGCCACAGCGACGGCGUGGCGCUUGUGGACAAAGAGGCAAGGGAAGACGAGGAGUACAGAAUAAACAAAUGGGCCCCUCAAAGAUUAAAGCUACUGAACUUCGAGACAUGUCAUCAAUGGAUCCCGCAGAAGCCCUUACGCGGCUGAGCAGACCUAACAAUGGACUUAUGGAGUCUCUGAAACAACCGGAUCUUAGCGUAGAUGCAACCAAAUCAGUCCUAGCCGCACUUAGUAAGGCAUGUCAGUGUGAAUCGAUGCCCGAGGGAUUGAAUACAAUGAUCAUGAACGUCCUUUCAACGCCAUUCUUAGAUUCUACUCUUCUUCGUCUCCUCACUCAGCUAGGCAUGAACGAGCAUGGGGACAAUGGUGUGGUAAGAGAUUGUUUGCCGCUGAUGAAAGAGAUGCUGAGUAGAAUGCCCACUGAUGGAUGGAUCAAAGUCCAGACAAUCGCUAUCAUGGUUCAGUCCCUGUGGCAGAAAGGUGGCAUGAAAGACGAAGACCUCAAUAAGAGCAUGCUCGAAAUUUCGGAUCUCCUUUUGAAGUCUCGACCUCCUCCUCCCUCCCUGGGCGUUGGGGCAAGAGGUGGUGCAGCUGCCAUAGCACAGACUCAAGACCAACCUCCACCUGAGAACUUUCGCGAACUACCAAUUAUUCCUCGGAAGGAUGAAUUAGAUGGGACAACAGCAGUCUUUUUGCUCCCAAAUAAAGUCAAAGAUCGUUUUAGGGAUCUUGAACAUUAUCUUGAAUGCCAGUUUCGUCUUUUCCGAGCAGAUGUAAUCAUGCCACUGAAAAAGAAUAUUGCUGACUUUCAAAAUGUUGCUAAGAACACUUCAGUGGGAUACAUGAUUUACACAGAUGUCCAGAUCAUCAGACCGGUUUGCUCACACAAUGGUCUUGGAUACAGGCUUGCCUUUGACACCACACUUCUACGACAUGUAAAUUGGGGUGCCACACGGAGGCUGAUAUUUGGGUCACUACUCUGCUUGUCCUCGGAUUAUUUCAAAGAUAACAUUUUCUUUGCUACAGUUGAUCAGAGGGAGAAGGAUCAUUUGAAGAAUGGACUUGUUGAUGUGCAGUUUAUCUCCCAACAUGAUGAGGUGGCAAAUAUAACUCGAGAUGUAAGGUUUUCAAUGGUUGAAUCCCCAGCCUACUUUGAAUCCUACAAGUAUAUCCUUGAGGGAAUGCAAGAACUCACAGAGAGAAACUUUCCAUUCCAGCAAUACAUUGUUGAGUGUCAGAAUGAUGUACAAAAACCGUUGUACUUUCGGGAACAGCAAAAUGUUCUGUACGACUUGCGACCACUGCUUGAUGAAGAUUACAAAAUAAAAGAUUUGGGGGACAAUGCCAGUAGUGCUGAAGGGUUUCCAGCAGGAUCAAAUAUAGCAAAUGAUGUAAACAUUGAAGACAUUUCCAAAUGGCCAAUGCCAAAUCUUCUGCACCUCAACGUCUCCCAACGUACCGCUCUGAGAAAUGCAUUGAUGAGAGAAUUUGUUCUCAUACAAGGACCUCCAGGUACGGGUAAGACAUACCUUGGAAUCAAAAUCCUGAAAGUUUUGCUCCAUAACUCUCAAGUAUGGCUUCAAGGACAAGAGAAACUGCCAAUCCUUAUAGUAUGCUAUACCAAUCAUGCAUUGGAUCAGUUCUUAGAAGGAAUUUUGAAGUUUUUCAAGGGUAGACUCAUACGAGUUGGUGCUCGAAGCAAGAGUGAAAUCAUGCAAGAGUAUUCAUUGAAGAAUGCCAGACAGAGAGCAAGAGAUCUUAAAUCCCUGCCAUUGACUGUUCAUGAAGGGAAAUUGGAGACUCUGAGAGCAAUGGAUUCACUGAAGGCAGAAAUUCAUACCACAGCUGCUAAACUUGAAGUAGCAGAGAGAGAAAUUGUACAUGAACGUUGCUUAAAAGAGUAUAUGACAAAAGCCAUUGUGAGGAGCUUCUCUGUUGGGAAUGAGUAUGAGACCUGUCAGAUAGUUACCUGGUUAGGUAUCAAGAAGAGCUUGUUUGAUAUUGAAGAGGAAGGUGAAUAUCUUCAACACCAACUAGAGGAGCGAAAAUUGGCUGAUGAGGAUGAAGAAGACGAGUAUGAAGAAGAAGAAGAGAUGAUUGAUAUCUCAGUAAAUCAUCGCAACCAAAGACAACUUGAGGAAGACCUGAUUGACUCAGAUGAUGAAUAUGACUAUGAUGAUAUUCGUAGUAAGGCACAAGGUUUAGAUGCUGAUAUUCAGCACGUCCGCAGGGAAUGUAUGGGGUUAGACAUAACCAAUCUUGAUGCUUCAACAGUUACGAUGUUUAUGCCACCACAACAGAAGACAAUCUAUGAGGAGAAACAGAGACAGAAGAGAUCACUGAAAGUCAGACUCAUUAAGAAAUUGCGCUCAACUGAGAGAAUGAAAUCAUCCGAAGCUGCAAGUGUGCGUUACAUAUGGAAGCUGCAGCUGAAAGACAGAUGGAGGAUGUACAGAUACUGGGUGCAUGUGCUGUGUCAAAAUGCCAAAGAAACAAUUAGAGACAAAGAAAGUGAUUACAGACGCCUCACUAAACAAUACAAAGAGGUCUUAAUGCAAGAAGACAGGACCAUUCUUCAGAAUUGCUCCAUCAUAGGAAUGACUACAACAGCUGCAGCAAGGUAUCAGAAGGUUCUGAACGAAAUUGGUCCCAAGAUUAUUGUUGUGGAAGAAGCAGCCGAAGUGCUUGAGGCCCACAUUGUAGGAACUCUCAGUAGAAGAUGUCAACAUCUUAUCCUCAUUGGAGAUCACUUACAGCUGAGGCCAAACCCAACUGUUCACGAUCUUGCAAAGAAAUACAAUCUGGAAAUAUCUCUGUUUGAGAGGAUGGUGAACUCUGGUCUUCCACAUGAUACACUACUGUGGCAACACAGAAUGCGCCCUGAAAUAGCAGACAUCAUUCGGCCACUCUAUAAAGAUUUGAAAGAUGACAAGAGUGUGCAGAAAUAUGACAAUGUAAAGGGUAUUGCAAGGAAUGUGUACUUCAUUGACCAUCAGCACCCACAUGAAUAUGACAAAGAGUCAAAAAGUUUUAAGAAUGAACAUGAAGCUCAAUAUUUAGUAGGUCUGUGCAAAUACCUUCUGAAGCAGGGCUAUGGUACUGAGCAAAUUACAAUAUUGACAACGUAUUCCGCCCAAAUGCAUUGUCUGAAGAAUAGGAUGCCAAAAUCGCAGUUUGAAGGGGUGAGAGUUGUUGCUGUUGACAGCUAUCAAGGAGAAGAGAAUGAUAUUGUGCUGUUGUCGCUUGUCCGAAGUGGAGAGGAAACAAAAAUUGGGUUCUUGAACGAGAACAACAGGAUAUGUGUUGCACUCUCUAGGGCCAAAAAAGGACUGUAUGUUAUUGGAAACUUCAGUCACAUUACUACUUAUAGCCCACUGCUAAAGGACAUUGCUACAAAAGCAUCUAUGAAAGGAUUUUAUGGGCCUGCUCUGCCUCUGUCAUGUCAAAAUCACCCUGAUGACAUGGGAGUUGGAGUUAUUGAUCCAAGGGAUUUUGAAAGAGUCCCUGAAGGAGGCUGUACCAAACCUUGUCUCUUCCGCCUAGCAUGUGGUCACGUGUGCCCUCGAAUGUGUCAUGUGAUUGAUGCAGAGCACAAAUCCAUCACAUGUUCAAAACCAUGUAAACGGCAGUGUCGGAAAUGUAAAAGCUACCACUGUGAUCUCCCUUGCUACCAGCCAUGCAAACCCUGCCCUGUACUCAUAGAGAAAACCCUUCCAAGAUGUGGACAUGUCCAAAUGAUUCCUUGUGAAGAAGAUGAGUUGACGUAUCAGUGCCAGGAACGAUGUAAUGAUAGUUUACCAUGUGGCCAUGGAUGCCAGGGUGCAUGUGGACAGCCUCAUCUUCCAUGCAGGGAGCCUGUGGAAGUCACCAGGCCAUGUGGUCAUACCAUCGCAGUAGAAUGCAGAGAAAGAGAUACAGCUGUUUGCAAUCAUGAAUGUGGUGAAAUGCUCAUUUGUGGAGAUCAAUGCAAGGGUAAAUGUGGUACAUGCCAUCAAGGGCGUCUGCAUCAGCCUUGCUCUAGAGAAUGUAAACGAAUCCUCAUAUGCGGACAUGAGUGCGAGUCGUCUUGUAGCAACUGUCUACCUUGUACCAGGAGGUGUGAGAACAGAUGCAACCACAGCAAAUGUUCCCAGAGGUGUGGAGAUCCUUGCACUUUGUGUAAGGAGCAAUGCCAGUGGAAAUGUUACCACUUCAAAUGCAACAUGCCAUGUGGGGAAAACUGUGAUAGACCACGAUGCGAUGAAAGCUGCAGGAAUAAGCUAGAGUGUGGUCAUGACUGCAUUGGCAUGUGUGGUGAACCAUGUCCAAAGCUGUGUCGAGAUUGUGACAAGGACAAAAUGCCAGAUGUGUUCCUUGGAAGUGAAGAAAAACCAAAUGCUCGAUUUAUUGAACUAGAAGACUGCAAACACAUUUUUGAAGUCAAAGAUUUGGAUCGUUUCAUGGAUGAAUCAUCUGAAGACAAGGACAAGACAUUAGUUCAACUGAAGACAUGUCCUAGAUGCAACACACCAAUCAGAAGGAAUCUCAGAUAUGGCAACAUCAUUAAGCAGGCAUUGUUGUUCAUAGAGGAAGUAAAAAGGAAGGAUAUCGGAGAUGUAAAAAAUGCCAAGGAGCUCAGAGACUCUAUGGACAAGAUGAGGAAUCUGCUCGACCCUGAUGACCUGGUUUCUAUGGAUAUCCUCUUGAGGUCUUAUCCGGUUGAAUCUGUGAACAUUCUAACAACCCAAGCUAGACAGAUGUGUAUCCUUGGACAAAUAUCCAGCAUCCAAAGGACAGUGAAGGAAAGCCUUAGGCUAUUCAAAUUAACUGACAGUGAAACUUAUGAAACUCUAUCAAUUUGCCUAACAGACUUCAAGGCUUGGGCUCUUCUUUCAAGGUCAUGUUUUGGCGAACAGGAGGUUCGGGAUGCACAGAAAGAACGGGAUCGCUUGAGUCUACUGAAGCACCUUAUAGACGCAAGGGAAUGGAUUGGUUUUAGUCAGAAGGAGGUUCCAGAACGAAUCAUGAGGAACUUAGAAGCGAUGAUCAAGCAGCUGGAAUGUCCAGCAAAACUGAGAGAUGACGUUAUGGAGGAUGCAAAGGAAAUGAAGGAAGAUGUGAUGGAGUUUGUCCCAGAGUCAAGCAUCGGAGUGAUGAAGGAUGUUGACGAAUGGUUAAUGAAGGAUGUUGACGAAUGGUUAAUGAAGGAUGUUAAGGAGCUUGUCUCUGAGUCAGUUCCCCAAACCUGGUCAUGUGGUCACACAAUGGAGGUAUUGUGUACAGAACAGGGUCAAGCUCGGUGUCUGGUGCGAUGUGAUGCAAAACUCGUGUGCGGACAUACAUGUGAAGGAUCCUGUUUUGAAUGCAAUGAAGGACGGCUUCAUAUUCCAUGCACGGAGAAGUGUACAAAGAUUCUUAUUUGCGGACACCCAUGCAAAGCUUCUUGUUUUAGAUGUCCCCCUUGUGAUCUGGAUUGUGAGACGGCUUGCCCUCACAGCAAAUGUCAGAAUCCCUGUGGACAGAAAUGUCAACAAUGUGACAAACCAUGCGAAUGGGCUUGUGCACAUUUCAAAUGCAAACAACUGUGUGGAGACGUUUGCGAUAGAAAUCGCUGUGAUAAACGUUGUCGCAAAAAGCUCAAAUGUAAACAUCCCUGCAUAGGACUUUGUGGAGAGCCAUGUCCAGGCUACUGUAGAAUAUGUCACAAAGAUGAUGUGUCAGCCUUCCUUACAGAGUCAGAAGACAUUACAACAGCUAGGUUUAUUCUCUUAGAAAAAUGUGGACAUAUUGUUGAGGUACAUGUUCUGGACAGAAUAAUGGAAAAUGUUCAAGCCAGCAAGGAGAUACAGCUCCCAUGCUGCCCAUUGUGUAGCACACCAAUCAGACGAAAUACCAGAUAUGGAGCUAUACUAAAUCUGAUACACAAACAAAUGGAAAAGGGAAAGGCUGUCCUGGCUGAGAUGACAAUAGAAAGGCUCACAGCCCUACAGAAUGUGAUACACACUGGCAUGGACAGCCUUCAGUGUGUAGAUGAAGUGUCAGAAUUGAUAGCAAAUGCUGGUGAAGAUGAAGCUCGCCUGGUUGCAGUUAAAAACCAAAAGACGUUCCUUACUGGAAUUAAAACGUUGAAGGCAAGGGUAAAUGAACCACCGGAUGGUGAUGAUGAUGACGUUGUUGAUGAUGGAGUUUGGUAUGAAAUCAACCAGUUUGAGCAAUGGCUGAAAAUCCAACGAGGUGUCUUUACUGAGCAAGAAGCCUCAGACGCUCACCACGAAUUCCAAAGGAUUUCCAUCUCUGUGUUCCUGCAUGAAUUAUUAUCAAGGGAGACUAAAGAUGAUUUGUUGCCCUCAACAUUGGCUUUGUUGCAGAGGGUCAGGGCAGUUAUCAAGGCAAAGAAACAAUUGACUGAAGACGAAUAUCAGCUCAUUACAGAACUAAAGCAUGACGUUUCACACGUUUUUCCUGACAUUGAGUUUUAUGAUAAACUCUCAAAGGACAAAAUGCCCGUCUGGAGACACUUGGCAGCAUCACAAGGACGCUGGUUCAGAUGUCCAGUGUCUGAUGACCACAUCUACUGUGCUGAAGAUGACUUGACGCAAGAUGAGUGUCAUUGGUGUCAGGACCACUCUUCAAGAGAAGGCAACGGAUGUGAAGACUCAAGGGACACAAACGAAGAUGGCUGAAUUCGUCCCAAAUGCACAGAUUGCCCAACGUGGAUGGUGCUGUUGGUUUGAACUACAUCAUCAGCAAUAUGUAUAACCACAUGGUUACACAUGAACUUUUUCCACAUGUAUUUUAAAGACAGAAGUUGUGGCUUGAUAUAAAUAAAGGCAUGUUUUUAAGACGAUUGUAUUAUAUAAUUCAGUGUGAAAGAUAUUUUCAUUGCAGUGAACAAAACACUUUGACGGAACUAUUGUCAUACAAUAGUUACCUCCCCUUAAAUUGUCUCCCUUUAUCGUAAGUGUCAAGCCCGUACACAAACUGUUGAAAUCCCUUUUACGUUAGUUCCACUUUGACAAGGCAAAAUAAUGACAGAUGGUCAUUUAUGGAGUUAUUAUCACUCCGUUCGUUAUUCUCUCGAAAAUGUUUCCUUAUAAACUAUUAAUUUCUCAAUUACACACCAAUCGAGACUGUUCCUUUCACAAAGCGCCAAUUUUGUUAAAGUUGAUUUUGUAUAUAAAUUGAUAUGUAAGCAUAUCGAAAUGUAUGACAACAAAUUUCCGUGACCCUAAAUACUUUUUGUUACUUUUGUUUACAUUUUUUUAAGAUUUUGCAAACACGAAACUUCUUUUUUAGUCGCAAAUACAAGGGUUGGUGAACCGUUCCUGUGUGUUAUGUAGGAAGAAUUUAGGUUUCAAGGUUUUACAUUCAAGUAUAUAAUAAAUAGGUGUCUCUCGACACUCGUGAAAAUAUCUCAUUUUCACCCCGUCGCUUGAUGAGAGCAAGAUGAUAUUUCACUCGACACAUGAAAUAUCCUCUAUAUAUUAUGCUUAUGAUAUGUUCAUUUAUUAUACACGCCCACCACAUUGAGUAUCCUUAUUGUGACAGAAAAGUCACGAACAUGAUGUGAUGGUAUUCAUGAGGUCUUGAUCCUUCGUCUUCUCAACCCAUCCAUAUACAUAUAUAUACAAGUUUAUGGAUCAUCCUAUGCAUGAAGAGUGGGUAUGUGAGCUGUGAGUAGUGUGAAUAAACUAUUUCAAGAAAAUGUAUAUUUAGACGAGGCAUCUCAGUCCAAUGACUGAGAACAAUGCCCCAUUGAAAGGUGGUUCUAUAUGUUAGUUUUGGGUUGGUAUUUUGGGAACGUUAUAAACCCUUAAAUAAUUAUGGUCAUAUAUGAACGCAACUGAUAUCGUUUGUUAAAUGUAUGUGUGUGAAAACAAUUAACAAAAUCAACUUGCCAACAAAACCAGAAAACAAAUUAAUCUGUAGCAAAUUCAUAAAGAAUAUUUUGGUCUCAUAUCGCUGAGUUCCAAUUAAACUGAAGUAAAUUCAUAAAGGAUAUUUUGUUCUCAUGUCAUAUUUCCCUCUUGUUAUCUUAUGACCUGAUAACGUUCAUAUUUGUUGAGUGGCACAGAUAACUCUUACUUAUCCUACACUGAAAACCAAAGUGAAGCUGCCUGAAAGAAAGCUGAAGUUCAAGCAUAAAGUGUUAUUUAUUUUCACACAUAUGUUGUAUCUCAUCAUCAAAUACACGAUGAAGAUGCAUACUUCUAAGUGAAGGGAAGUUAAAGACUUAUUUGUAUAUGCUAGUGGAAUUGGUAAACUGGAUCUGCACGAGUCUGGAUCAGUUCCAUAGAAAUAUAUACCUUAUGAGAAUCAUUUACAGCAUAUCUUCAUGUAUUUGUUUACAAACCCUGUCGAAUCUUAUUUUGAUACCAUAUUUCAUUCUGUACUUUGAUAGAUAGUCUCUUUAUAUGUAUUGUAUGCACAGACGAAAUCCCCACACGUUGCACUGUAUAGAUGCACCGGGGUUCAAUUCUUCAGUAUUACUGCUUUCUGAAUGUAGAUUUCUGUCAGUUAAAUAAAUUAAUAUUGAUGA